Messenger RNA from Helianthus annuus (common sunflower), 438 nucleotides. RefSeq lists its product as uncharacterized. Lineage: Eukaryota; Viridiplantae; Streptophyta; Magnoliopsida; Asterales; Asteraceae. The record is from RefSeq and is a predicted model, not a curated record. The coding region runs from base 1 to 438 and encodes 145 amino acids. The transcript has 3 exons.
AUGGCUAUGACAUCAGAAUUUGCCAUUACAAAUGGCUUUGAAAAUGAUACAACUCCGAAUGAAACAACUCCUCCGAAUGUUGACGUUGAUUCAAGUCCGAAUGUUGAUCAAGCAAAUGAUGACGUUGAUGCAAUUCCGAAUGUUGAUCAAGCAAAUGAUGAUUUGAAUGAUAAUCCUACAACUUCAAUUCCAACAACACGAGGUAUUAUUGAUUUGAAUGAUCUUCCUCCGGAUCCAUUUGAUAGGCCACCUAUUGCUAGUUAUCACCCAAAUCAAAUAGAUGACAUAAGAAGUUGGUUAGAGUAUAGCAUCAAAGCAGACAAAGUAUAUUGUCUAUAUUGUUACUUGUUUAAAGAAGAUGUUGGUAAUCAAGGCGGAAGAGAUACAUGGUCUUCUAGUUCUAAAGGCUUUAGUGAUUGGAGUAAAAAGGGUCAUUAA